This is a messenger RNA of Rhinocladiella mackenziei CBS 650.93, 219 nucleotides long. RefSeq lists its product as uncharacterized. NCBI's taxonomy places the organism in Eukaryota, Fungi, Ascomycota, Eurotiomycetes, Chaetothyriales, Herpotrichiellaceae. The transcript has a single exon. Bases 1 to 219 code for a protein of 72 amino acids. The record is from RefSeq and is a predicted model, not a curated record.
AUGCACCGAGCUCCAAUGGCGUUGAAACAUCAGAACAAAAGCCUGAUGUUGCUUCGUGCACAGAUUCUGCAAGAUAUGCGGCCUUCCGAAAGUGUGAUCAUGUGUAUUUGGUACAUCGCCAAUCAAGCAUUCUACUCGGACGACCUUGAGACGAAUAUAUCGCAUCAUGAACAAGCCGUGUCUAGAUUCGUGAACGAACUGGGUGGUAUUAAGUCCUGA